This is a messenger RNA of Actinia tenebrosa (Australian red waratah sea anemone), 2777 nucleotides long. RefSeq names its product protein mab-21-like 2. Lineage: Eukaryota; Metazoa; Cnidaria; Anthozoa; Actiniaria; Actiniidae. The record is from RefSeq and is a predicted model, not a curated record.
AAAAAAAAAAAGGUCUAAAGACAAGACUUCUUGUAUUUUGAUUGAUUUAGAAAAAAGAUAGUCGUUAUUUAUUCCUCUCGCGGAACUAGAACUAAUGGCCAUUGCUAGAAACCAAUAGCACAUUUAGAUCAUUGAUCGAGAUAUUUGUAACUCAAAGCAAAAACACUUCAAAGGGGGAAGUGCAUUUGUAAAUACAUGACUAGCCGGACGACGCCAAGGGCCUUAUACGUAAUCACCUUAAAGAUUGGAAGGAAUUUAACUUUUUAGCCAUUUAAUAUCUGGAUGUUUACAUCUAAAGAGGAAAAUGGUUUUUACUCAAGGUUUUGCUUGUAUGUUUUCCUGUUGAAAAUAUAUGAUGCCAAGCGAGUAUAAGACUGGUCGCGUUCGUGAUACUCUACACUUCAUCUAAGACUAAAUCAUAUAAGAAGACGGGAAUGUAAAAAGGAAAACAAAAAAAAAAAUCUUCGCAUUCAUUUUUCCCCUGAGGAAAAGGAAAACAGUAUCAGUACUAAGACUACAGGAUUAAUCAAUUACUGAAAGUACCAAAUUUUUCUCUCCAUUGUUUAAUUUUACCUUGAAAGGCUCACCGCAGUUAUUCGAUCAAGAACGACGAGGAUCGUGGUUGGUUGGUUUACACACAAGAGGAUUAAAGUUUUCUUCACCACAAUGAAUGGAUAAAGAGUUCUGUUUUAGUUUCUAAUGGUAGUCGGUGAUUUGCAGACUGAUUGUGCCCACGUUCACUAUCAGCUUCAGUUGAAGUGAACUGACUGCAUGAUUUGGGUUUAGAUUUUCAACUACGUGGCUUAGAUGAAAAAUCUCGGUGUCUGUCAAAGUAGCUAAGUCGGUUUAGGUUGCCAUCAAGGGAUGAAAUCACUGCGACAAGACUAAAAAGAACCCAGGCAUAUGGUUUGGCCUGAGGAUCCAAAAUGUAUAAAUGUUUCAAAGUUACAAGUGUAAAUGAGUCUAAGAAUGCUGUUAAAGCGAGGUGUAAAAUACGCUACCAAGAAAAGGACUUUUCCAGCAUCACGGCCGCUCCUGUAGGCAGAGACAACCAAGGGCUUUCACUGAUGUCAUUAUCCUCGCAUAACGCUAUGGCAGGGCAAUCCACCGAUCUUGCCCAGAGAAAAGAGGUUAUCCUUGAUAGCACCUGGGUGAGCAUUCCCCGACUGGGAAUACGCCUCGAGAAUGAGAAUCUCCUCACUGCGCUUAGACAAUUUUAUAACACAAAAGUUCAACAAAGACGAAGGAAUUUCCAUCAAGUAAUGAGUCAAAUAGAACAUAAAGUCAACGAUAUUCUCGACUACGUCGAAAGUGUUAACACAGAUUUAAGGUUCAGACGCAUGAGCCCUGCUUCAUAUUAUGAGAUUAAAGCCUACAACGAGAUCGACGUUUUCCUAAUCCUCGAGAGACUCUCCCCUGUGGAUAUAACAGUCGAGGAGCUCGGUGACCCACAAGGCUAUGCGCGCAUACGAAUUCCAACCUCGUGUUCAAUGGAAUUCAAAAAAUGCUUCAGCUCGUUUCUCGUCCACUCAACGUCUGGCACGCAGUACCUCUCCUCUAUUAGCAUUGGUGGGAAGUUUAAAGGUCUUGUUCAAUGGUGUUUUGAAGAUCUUCCUUCGUCAUGGCGACAAACUUUCCCAAGUUGUAAGUUAAAUUCUCAAGCGUAUCAAGUUGGUAAGAAUAUAAUGAAAAGGGAAUCAAGUAAAAGAUAUGAGACAACGCAAAAAAAAGUAAGUUUUGGGGAAAUCAGUGCAACUGUCGCCAGCAGAGAAACCUUUUCUACCAUCAUUAAUCUUAUUCCUGUAGUUGAGUGUUCUUCUUUAUGGCCACUUUGCUCCAGUUGGCUUAAAUGUACUCCCCCCGCAUGGCCUGACCCAACAACAAUGAAAUCUAUUGUCGACAAGGGAGUACACUUGGUUGCCAUGCCAACGGAUAAGGGUGCUCAAGACGUAUGGGAUAUCAGGUUUCUCAAUGCACGACGGGUAUUAAUCGGUGGUUACGAUGACAACGACAUGAAGCGAAGAUGUUUACAGAUGGUUAAGGUGCUUUGUGAAAGCGAAGUUGGUUUUGCAAGUUUUUUUCUGCCGAGACAUUUGGAGCACGUCUUCCUGCAGCAGAGUCAACUUCAACCAAGAAAAGAAGACUGGGUCGAGGCAAAGCUAACCGAGAGGUUCCUGGAACUACUCGUUAUGCUUUAUGAUUGCUUAAGGACAAGAAACAUCCCAAACUUUUUCGUUCCUGAAGUCAAUUUGUUUUCUGAAAUGAGCACAGUUGUUUCAGAGCAACUUAGUAGGAAGGUGUUGGGCAUUAUCAAUGACCCUAUCAAAUACUUGGUUAGAUAGAUGUUAAUUGUAGGUAAAUUAUUUUCUGGAGCAACCAUGACACUUAAUUUGUUGUGGGAAAAUUUAAAACUUCCUUGUUGGACGCUGUUGAAACCUUGCAUACUACGGUGGCCCAUAAGGGACAUGCAGCAAGCUAGACGAGUUGCUGCAUGUUACGCCUAUACACUGCUGCAUGUUAAACUAUAAGCACUGCGCGCGCAGUUUACUGAUUGUGACUGAGUUUAAACUUAUUUUAAUUUUCGACGAUUUCUCACUAAAACAAAUUGUAAUGGAAUUGCUCUAUUCACUAUAACGUCACAUCAAAACAAUCUAUUUUUUAAACGCAGAGGAUCAUGGUCGUCCGAGGGGGUCAGAUCAACGCAAACUCACCGAAAAUUGUUCUAAAACCCGUAUCAAUCCACGAAGAGAAGUAGAAUAGCCAGCAAACGCUCAGAA